AUGACAAGGCAAUUUCAUCAAACAAGAGAGAGACUUGGAGAUAAACAUGAUGUUAGAUUUAUCAAAGUAGUAGAAAAUGUUAAUGCAAUUCCAAUUGACGACGACGACGCAAAGUCGAUUAUUAGAGGUGAAAAUAGCGGUCUAAUUGAUAAACGACAUGAACAUUUAGUAACAAAAGCAGCGGAACCUGAUAAUUUACCAUCAUCGCCAAACAACGUUAUUAACAACACUGAAGCAAAUAGACGGUUUGUUGCUGCACCUUUAACAGAAGCUGUUGCAGCACCCAUUGCAGCAACAACCAAAAUAGCACCUCUUGUAGCAACAGCAGCGACAGCUCCAAUUAUUGCCUCUGCUGCAACUAUACCAUUAACUGCUGGAUUCCAGCCACUCGGUUUAUCAUAUUUAGGUUAUGGUGCCUUUACUCCUCCCUACAUCAAGAGAGGUAGUAGUGAUAGCAUCAUCAAUUUAAAGAAACGAUUCAUUGGCAGUGGUAUUCCGGUCGGUGGAUUGUACGGUGGUUAUGGUACAUCUACUGGUUACGGUAUUGGUAGUUUAUAUUAA
Entrophospora candida is the source of this 561-nucleotide messenger RNA. Lineage: Eukaryota; Fungi; Glomeromycota; Glomeromycetes; Entrophosporales; Entrophosporaceae. The record is from the annotation of a GenBank genome assembly.